Messenger RNA from Nomia melanderi (Alkali bee), 1180 nucleotides. It is a transcript of the gene CPF2, whose product is annotated as cuticular protein CPF2. NCBI's taxonomy places the organism in Eukaryota, Metazoa, Arthropoda, Insecta, Hymenoptera, Halictidae. The record is from RefSeq and is a predicted model, not a curated record.
CGUCCUAUCUAUGACAGAACAUAUGUUUUGCAACUCUGCAGACAUAGUUACACGUGAUUAGUUUAGUCAGCUAAUCGUGACGGUUCUCGUUUCGAGAACGAACAAGUCGAAGGAUCAUUGCGAACAUCAAGCUCACUGGAGAACAAUGCUUCUCCAUCAAUUUCCUUCAGUGGCUAAAAGGUUCACAUUCUUUCUCCUUUCUUCAUAGAGGAGGCUAGAACGCAACGCGAAUUGCGAGAGUUUAGCAAUUCAGUAUCAAAUGCUCUUCAACUCCGUAACGCAAUAUCGACUCGUUGCGGACCGUCCGUAUUCUAUACCAUACUGCCAUUGGUUAACAGAUACUCGAUACCGUGUUUUAGGGCUAGAAAAAAGCAUUUCAAGUCCUGCAGAUGGAUAGGUUUACUAACGCUCGAGUAUAAAUAGUCUGGCAGAUUUACCAUAACCAUUCAAUUCCCUCCACGUUUCGCUUCUGUGCGGUACAGAAAGAACUGUGACAAACUCUCAUCAUGUUUAGGUUCUUGGUGAUCUGCGGUUGCUUGUUGGCGGUCGGACAGGCUGGCGUGAUCGGCGGGGGUCUGCUCGCGGCGACCGCUCCCGCUGCGCUCGCGGUGCAGCAAGCGGCGGCUCUCCCUCUGUCCGCGGCGACGGUCGCGCUGCCGACGAUCGCGACGUCCAGCUCCAACGUGAUCCGGGGUAUCGGUAACUUAGACGCCAUAUCGGCCUACUCGAAGAGCGUAGACACGCCGUUCAGUAGCGUCAGGAAUGCAGACGUGCGCGUUAGCAAUCCAGGAAUCGUGACGGCGACCGCUGUGCCCGCGCCUGUAGUCACGGUCGCAAACACUGCUCUCGCAGCUCCUGUCGCCACGGCCGCGCUCGCCGGUCCCACGGCGCUGCUCGCGCCAGGACUGACAACGGCGUUCGCAGCUGGACCGGCUCUGACCACCGGGUUGGCAGCGGCUCCCCUGGGACUCAACGGUUUGGCACUGAACGGCCUGGGGGCGGUUAAAGUCCUCUAAGGACCGUCGCUCGGCCGCGGCUCGUCGGGGACGGCUCGGCAGCUCGAGCCUUCGACGUUGCCAACCGCGCUCCCACUCUCGCGGUAACGAAGAAUCAUUUCCACGACGCAAACGAACUACAUGUCACAGAAUGUAAUAACCGAAUAUCGAGUAAAUAUAAAACC